CCAUCUCGAAACAGCUAUCCAAUCCAACCACUUUCCAUCUAGUCAUCUUGCAUCAUGUCUGUCGCUAACGGAGGAGCUCUCGCGACCACAUCGGGCGGCAUGAAGCCCGUUCAAAUCGCCCAGGUCAAGGCCAACUCGCGCGAAAACCGCACCGCUGCACACUCGCACAUCAAAGGCUUGGGCUUGCGCUCAGAUGGCCGCGCAGAUACGAACGCUCAGGGCUUUAUCGGCCAAGUCGCUGCCAGAGAGGCUGCAGGCGUCGUCGUCGACUUGAUCAGAGCAAAGAAGAUGGCUGGUCGUGCUGUCCUUCUCGCCGGAGGUCCUGGAACCGGAAAGACUGCCCUCGCAUUGGCCGUAUCACAAGAGCUUGGAACAAAGGUGCCCUUCUGCCCCAUCGUCGCCAGUGAGGUCUACAGCACAGAGGUCAAGAAGACGGAAGCCUUGAUGGAGAACUUCCGCCGCGCCAUUGGUCUGCGCGUACACGAGACAAAAGAGGUUUACGAGGGCGAGGUCACAGAGUUGACUCCUGAGGAGGCCGAGAACCCGCUCGGUGGCUACGGUCGUACUAUCUCACACUUGGUCAUCACCCUCCGCUCUGCCCGUGGUACCAAGAAGCUACGUCUGGAUCCCAGCAUCUACGAGGCUAUCCAAAAGGAACGCGUCCGCGUCGGAGAUGUCAUCUACAUUGAAGCCAACACUGGUGCCGUCAAGCGUGUCGGUCGCAGUGAUGCCUUUGCAACCGAGUUCGAUCUGGAAGCCGAGGAAUACGUCCCAGUGCCCAAGGGUGAGGUGCACAAGAAGAAGCAAGUCGUCCAGGAUGUCACCCUUCACGAUCUGGACAUCGCCAACGCUCGCCCUCAAGGUGGUCAGGAUGUCAUGAGCAUGAUGGGUCAAUUGAUGAAGCCUCGCAAGACCGAAAUCACCGACAAGCUGCGCGCCGAGAUCAACAAGGUCGUCAACAAGUACAUCGAUCAAGGUGUCGCAGAACUCGUGCCCGGUGUGCUGUUCAUCGACGAAGUACACAUGCUCGACCUGGAAUGUUUCACCUACCUCAACCGCGCCCUCGAAUCCUCAAUUUCUCCCAUCGUCAUCCUCGCCUCCAACCGUGGCUCAACCACCAUUCGUGGAACAGACAACCUCGUCUCAGCCCACGGCAUUCCCCCAGAUCUUCUCAACCGCCUCUUGAUCAUUCCUACCCACCCCUACUCCGCCAACGAGAUUCGCAGCAUUGUCGCAACCCGCGCCCGUCUCGAAUACAGCAGUGCCGCACCGCCAUCCCUGCAAGCCGACAAACCUGGCGCCGCUCAAGGACUUGUCCAGACCACCCAGCUCGCAGACGAAUCUCUGGAUCUCCUGACCAAGCACGGCGUACGCGUAAGUCUACGCUACGCCAUCCAACUCCUCGCGCCCUCGGCCAUUCUCUCGCGAUGCAGAGGCUCCGACAACAACAUCGUCACAGCACAAGAUGUCAACGAGGCAGUGGAUCUGUUCUGGGAUGCCGGUCGCAGUGCCAGUGUGUUGAGAGAACAAGGCACCAGCACCGGUUUCAUUUCAUGAUGCAGUUGCGACGUCUGAGCAUAUAAGCGUGUGGGUUAUUAACGACGAUAAAGUUUUUGAGGUUCACGGGGCAGCAGGUGUUUUUUCUGGCGUAGAUUCAUAAGGGUGCGGCUUAAGGGGGA
Messenger RNA from Aureobasidium pullulans EXF-150, 1679 nucleotides. Its product is annotated as putative RuvB-like 2 protein. NCBI's taxonomy places the organism in Eukaryota, Fungi, Ascomycota, Dothideomycetes, Dothideales, Saccotheciaceae. The transcript has 2 exons. The record is from RefSeq and is a predicted model, not a curated record. Bases 55 to 1557 code for a protein of 500 amino acids. Gene Ontology annotation, cellular component: R2TP complex; Swr1 complex; Ino80 complex. Gene Ontology annotation, molecular function: ATP binding; ATP hydrolysis activity; DNA helicase activity. Gene Ontology annotation, biological process: regulation of transcription by RNA polymerase II; box C/D snoRNP assembly; chromatin remodeling.